Molecule: messenger RNA, 1197 nt
Organism: Sphenostylis stenocarpa
Lineage: Eukaryota; Viridiplantae; Streptophyta; Magnoliopsida; Fabales; Fabaceae
Source: the annotation of a GenBank genome assembly
AUGGAUGCUAUCGAGUCGCAAACGGAUCUGCAAAACCGACCCGGAAUCUUCAUCAUCGGAUCCUCGAACGUCGGCAAACGGACUCUCAUAUCCCGAUUGACCUCUAUUGAUGCUGAGGAUGCUUUUGAUUCGGUUUCUGAAGUGAAUGUCCUUGGGUGGACUAUCAAUAAUAAGUACUAUACUGCUGAUGUUUCUGUAUGGAUGGCUCAUCUUCGUGAUGAUUUUUCUGCUGGAAGCAUGCCCGUGUUUCGACGAAUGACUGCAUUGGUGAUGGUUUUUGACAUGAAUGAACCAUCUUCGCUAACUGCACUUCGAGAAUGGGUGUCUCGCACUGAUAUUCAGAACUUUGACAUAUUACUGUGUAUUGGAAACAAAGUGGAUCUGGUUUCUGGGCAUCCAGCUCAUUCUGAAUACAGAAGGCGGUUGUUGAAGCUAGAAGAAUCUGCUGUAGAUCUUUACUCAGAAGAGUAUGGAAUAUCUGAAUCAGAGGGGACUAGUUUAUUGGGGGAUGAAGCACCAUCAUGGGACAUCAGAAGGUCCUGUUUGGAAUGGUGCACCGAUCACAAUAUUGAGUUCAUUGAGGCAUGUGCAUCCAAUGCUGAUUUUGACAAAUGUUUGUCCAUUGAUGGUGAUUUACAAGGAGUUGAACGUCUCUAUGGUGCUCUUUCUGCUCAUAUGUGGCCUGGAAUGGUAUUGAAAUCUGGUGAUAGGAUAAAUCAACCAUCAUUUCCUGAGAAAGAAGAGUUAUCUUCAGAUGAAUCUGAUUAUGAACCAGAGUAUGAGGUAUUAUCAGCUGGUUCGGCUGAUCCCUGGGAAGAAAGUGAACAAGGAUGGGUUUCUGCAUCUUCCUUAGAUGCAGGGGGAUCAUCUACUCAAAACUAUCCCUGUGUAGAGGGUCAACAUCAGGAUGGAAUUAAAUCUGAUAAAGAGUCUGCGCCCACAACUUCAAGUGCUGAAAUUCAAGAUAAGAAUGAGAAGGAUGUGCUGCACAAUAUCAUGGAUUCCGAAGGAGAUGAGAAGGCAGACGAUGGUAAAUAUCUUGACUUAGAGGAUUUGGAACAGUUGAUGUCUGAGAUUGGGAAUAUGCGUGAAGGCUUAAGAUUGAUGCCUGAUUUUCAAAGAAGGGAAAUGGCUGCAAAACUAGCCAUGAAAAUGGCUACCAUUUUUGGAGGAGAGAGUGAUGAAGAGAAAAUUUAG